UUUUGAUUGAUUUGUAUUUUUUAUCUAUGGUUUUGAUGACUUCGCUUCGUUGAGAGAGAAUCGUUAGCGGCGCAAAUAGAGGAUUAUUUUAAUUAUAAAUUACAAUUACUUCAAGAAAUUAACCGUCUAAUCCAUCUCAGUAAAGAGAUGGAUUCAGAAGAUUCACGAGAUCAGACUUCAUCAAGUAGUAGCAGUACUAGCUCAAGAAGUCGAAGGAGCUCAUCUUCAGAUAGAAGCGAACAUUCCAAAAAGGGGGCAAAGUCCCCUCCACAAUCUCCAAGAUCCCCUAGGUCUCAUGGUCCACGUUCACCCUCUCCAGAGAGUCGCUCUCAGUCUCCAUCUCCCCAGUCUCCCACACAGGGAGAAAGACCUCAAUCACCAGAUAACCUGAGUGGAGCACAUUCAGAUAUAAAUUCCCCGGAAAAUUCAAUACCUGCAUCACCAGGUGGUCCUAAGUCCCCAAGUGAUGCAGGAUCAAAUGUAGGAUCACCAGGACAUGGUGAUCAGUACUCUUCAGCUCCCCCCUCAGCUGGAGAGGGCCCAAAGACACCACAGAGUCCUAGCAGCCCAGCUAGAUCUACGCAAGGUUCACCAAACAAUAGAUCUAGACCUGCUACUCCGGACUCUCCAAGGGAAUCCAACAGGAGGUCACCUUCAUCAAGCCCUUCACCUGAUAGAAAGUCUUAUAGAUCAUCACCACAAACAUCACCUACUGCUAAGCGUAAUGACUGGAGUCCUAAAGAAAGGAAUGAGAAGUGGAGAAGACAUACUAAAGCAGAACAAAAGAUGGUGCCUGUUCCCCGUGAACGCAGUAGAUCAGAUUCUAGUCGGUCAAGUAGAAGCUCUUCAUAUAAUAAAAGAAGUAAUAAAGAUCCUGCUACCGAAGAAAUUUCAGAAGGUGAAAUGGAAUCAGACCAAGAUGACAGAAAAUCUAGAAGUAAAUCUAGGACUAGCGAUAAACCUGACGGAAAAGACCUUAAUAUAAGUCAUGAGGAUUUGUCAGAUGUAUCUGACUUGGAAUCCAUGGAACCAGAGGAGACAGAGAAAAGCUCAAAGCCCAAGUCUCCUCCAGCAUCACCUGAACAUAUAGCAGAAAAUGUCAACGGCGCAAGCAAUCAGUCAUCACCACGUUCAGAAAGUGGAAAGGCUGAAACACCUAAAUUAGAAAAAGUACCUCAAGAAAAGACAAGUAACACAGAGGAUGGCGAGGAACAAUUAGAUUUUGAGGCGGAAGAAGGAGAGUGUAUAGAACCAAAGCCUGUUGAACAACAGGCUACAAAUGGCGAUGCAGAAGAAAAGGGAGUAGAAAAAGAGGAAGUAAAGCCAGCGGUACGAUCUCGCGGUUCCUCGCUGGAGGAAGGCGAGGUGUCGGAUGAAGCAGAGAGACGGCCAGAAGAAAGUGAACCGCGGCCCGUCUGUCGGUUCUUCUCUAGAGGAGCUUGUACUUGGGGUGUUAGCUGCAGGUUUCUUCAUCCUGGUGUGACGGACAAGGGAAACUACAACAUGUUUGACGUGGUAAGAGGCGUGCCCCCGGGUGGGACGUACCCGGCCGCACCCGCGAGGGACGUCGCUCCGCCUGAGUCAGCAUGGGAAAGGGGACUGCGCACUGCUAAGGAGAUGCUUCGCAUAGCCAAUAAGCGUAAGGAACAAGACAUGGACUUUGAAGAGAAGAAACUACACCUAUCUGUGGGUGGGGUUGUGCACGACCCGGACGCUGAACUCGCUUACGCUGCGGCAGCAGUGGGUGCUUCACCGCCACGGCACCACGAGGGAGCUGCGCCCCCGCAUUAUAGGGACCCAGAAGCAUUCAGAGGAGGGCCAUACGGACCAAUGUACCGUGGUCGGUUCCCGCGACCGCAAAUGGACGAGCGGGAACGUUUCUACGAACGCGAACAUAUGUAUGAGCGGGAACGUGGCGGGUACGACAGAGUCCCACAUUAUGAUGAACGACUCGCCAUGACAGAAGAAGGACCUUACCAUAAGCGUCGGGUACGACCAUCUAGAGAAGUAAUAGUCCAACGCGCAGAAGUUGAACGCCGUGAAGGCCGUGACAUGAGAGAUGGACGAGAUGGACGGGACGUGCGCCGCGGGGAAGGACGUAAUGAAGACUGGGCCGAUCCAUGGAUGCGCGCUGAACCAGCCGCCAGAAGACGGAAACCACCGUCCUCUGACGAUUCAUACUCGUCAUCCAGCUCUUCAAAUUCCAGCUCCCGAAGUUCGAGGUCUCCUAGUGCGCGCCGCAAGAGAAGGGCAUCUUCUUCUUCGAGGCAAAGGUUGUCUCCAUCAGUAAUAGUCCGCGAGCGUCGCCUGGCGACGGCGCGCGCUACAGCAAUGAACCCGCCCGCGCCGCGGCGACGCGCGCCCUCCCCGGCCGCCGCGCGACAGCUCUCCGCCAACCCGCCGCCCCCCGCAUCGCAUGCUCUACAUCGACAUAAGGAUGAAAUGGAUCCCUAUGGACGCAACAAAAUAUCAAGUCGCAACAGGGAUAGGAAGAAAUAUUCCCGAUCUUCGUCUUCAGGCUCAGAAUCAUCGUCGUCAUCAAGCGAGUCGGAGAGCGAAUCACAUUCUUCAUCAUCAUCGGGCAGUUCCGGGGCUCGGCGUGCACGUCACGCUCGUCUGCUCAAUGCAGCUGCCAGACCCAGGUUAAAUGCAAAGACGGGAGCUGGAUUGGCAGCGGCUGUGACGACUGUUACCAGCAAGAAGGAAGUUCCAAGUGAUAAAGAAUCCGGCGGCGGCAAAAAACGUGCGGCGACAUCUCCAGUAAAUUCGGGACCUGCGAAGAAAUCUGUAUCGAGACGAGAGGAGCUGUUAAAACAAUUGAAGGCGGUCGAGGACGCUAUUGCUAGGAAGCGGUCUAAGAUCUAGGGUUGGCGGUACAGUGGGCCUGUGUACAGCUCAUGAUGUUGCCCGUCUCGGCUAAAGCCGAACAUUCAGUUUUGCCUGGAGUCUGUCUGUAGUAGCAUACAUUGUAUACUGUAUCCGCGGGGCUAUCCCAAUAAAUUCGAUGUACGCAUUUUAAUGUAAAACCAUAGUUAUAGGAAAACCUUUACUCUGGACAGAGUUGACCUCGUACAAAUUUAAGCAUUUACAUUGUAAUGUACUAGUAUCAUGCUAAUAUAUUAAAGAAAUCUCAUAAAUAAACAAUCUUGAGAAUAUUUAUAAUAUGUUACAACUGACUUAUUCCUAAAUCAUUGUUGUGCUGAAAGAGAAUGCGGGUGUAUCGUAUCAAUAUAAUAUUGUUGACAGAGUUUGAAAGUAAAUUAUUUUUGCUAUUCAUCCUAAACCGAAGGUGAAACCUAGAAAUGUAGGUUUUUAUGGUGAUUAGAAUAUGUAAUAACAUAAUUAGUGAAAAAAAUAAAUGCAU
This is a messenger RNA of Spodoptera exigua (beet armyworm), 3364 nucleotides long. NCBI's taxonomy places the organism in Eukaryota, Metazoa, Arthropoda, Insecta, Lepidoptera, Noctuidae. The record is from the annotation of a GenBank genome assembly.